This is a messenger RNA of Dermochelys coriacea (leatherback sea turtle), 1798 nucleotides long. RefSeq names its product general transcription factor IIH subunit 2 (gene GTF2H2). The transcript has 16 exons. Gene Ontology annotation, biological process: regulation of transcription by RNA polymerase II; DNA-templated transcription; nucleotide-excision repair. Gene Ontology annotation, molecular function: zinc ion binding. Gene Ontology annotation, cellular component: transcription factor TFIIH holo complex; transcription factor TFIIH core complex. Bases 331 to 1518 code for a protein of 395 amino acids. Lineage: Eukaryota; Metazoa; Chordata; Testudines; Dermochelyidae. The record is from RefSeq and is a predicted model, not a curated record.
GCGGGACCCCCGUUAGCUCUCCAGGAAAGUUAAUCUGCUUUAAAAAACAGCCCCGCCCUCCCCUUUGUGGCGCGUGGGAAUGAGCGUCACUGACUUAAAAACCGAGCGGUCACGCUCAACGCGCGGAAGGUGUUCCCCGGGCGCGGCGUGCUUUCGCCUGCCUGCGCUCAGGAGCGCGCCCCUGCACAGGGCAAAGCUCGACCUGCCUCUUAGUGUUAUUUGGGGGAUCUAGUUUUGACAAAAGUAAUUCAGCAACUUAAGUCACAUUUUUAUUGUCAGCCCAGAGACUGUAUCGUAAGCAAGCAGAUUUGGAGAGACAGACAGACAGAUAUGGAUGACGAGCCUGAAAGAACUAAACGCUGGGAAGGGGGUUAUGAAAGAACAUGGGAGGUUCUCAAAGAAGAUGAAUCUGGGUCACUGAAAGCAACUAUAGAGGACAUUCUCUUUAAGGCUAAGAGAAAAAGACUCUUUGAACACCAUGGGCAAGUUAGACUUGGAAUGAUGCGUCACCUUUAUGUGGUGGUAGAUGGAUCAAGAACUAUGGAGGACCAAGAUUUAAAACCUAACAGGCUUACUUGUACCUUAAAGUUAUUGGAAUAUUUUGUUGAAGAAUACUUUGACCAAAAUCCUAUUAGUCAGAUUGGUAUAAUUGUAACUAAGAGUAAAAGAGCUGAAAAGCUGACAGAACUUUCAGGAAACCCAAGAAAGCAUACAACUGCUCUGAAGAAAGCUGUAGAUCUGAGCUGCCAUGGAGAACCAUCUCUGUAUAACUCUUUAAAUUUGGCCAUGCAGACUUUAAAGCACAUGCCAGGACAUACAAGCAGAGAGGUUUUGAUUAUCUUCAGUAGCCUGACAACGUGUGAUCCAUCUAAUAUCUAUGAUCUAAUUAAGUGUUUAAAGGCAGUUAAGAUCAGAGUAUCUGUCAUCGGCCUAUCUGCUGAAGUUCGAGUUUGUACUGUACUUGCCCGAGAAACGGGUGGAACAUACCAUGUAAUUUUAGAUGAAAGCCACUAUAAGGAGCUGCUGAUGCAUCAUAUUAGCCCUCCACCUGCCAGUUCAAGUUCUGAAUGCUCCCUUAUUCGAAUGGGGUUUCCUCAGCAUACCAUUGCGUGUCUCUCUGAUCAGGAUGCUAAACCAUCAUUUAGCAUGGCGCACUUGGAAAACAACAGUGAUCCAGGUCUCACGCUGGGUGGAUAUUUCUGUCCCCAGUGUAGAGCCAAAUACUGUGAACUCCCUGUGGAAUGCAAAAUCUGUAGUCUUACAUUAGUCUCUGCACCCCAUCUGGCUCGGUCUUACCAUCACCUGUUUCCUUUGGAUGCCUUUCAAGAAGUUACACUGGAAGAAUAUAAAGGAGAACGCUAUUGUCAAGGCUGCCAAGGGGAGAUUAAAGAUCAACAUGUUUACAUUUGUAAAGUCUGCCAGAAUGUAUUUUGUAUGGAAUGUGACUUAUUUGUUCAUGAGUCUCUGCACUGCUGUCCUGGCUGCAUUCACAAGGAUCCUGCUCCUCUGGGUGUAUGAUACCAGGUGUUUGUAGAGAUUGUCCAACCUGUUUCAUUCUUGCACAAAGAGUCAAAUUAGACUAUUCAACCACAGACUUCAGUAAGGCAACUCAAAAAUGGGAAGAAAUACCUAGAUGAAUGCGGUAAACACACUUUUUAGUUAACGUAUAGAAUUGGAAUAUUUAAAUUCUCACGGUUAAUGUUUAUAAAAAUAUCUGCAUCAUCUGAUUCAUUUCCCUAACUUGUUUUGAAAGCCUUUGACUUAUUUGAGAGUCAUGCUAAAUAAAUGUGUAAAUCUG